AGGGGUGAAUCGGAACGAAAUGAUACGCGCUCGUCGUUUCCGGCCGAGCAGCGUUAACUGGUGCACCAGCGCAAAAUGGCGAACCACCUUCGCUUCGUUGCCCGAACAGUGAUGGUUCAGGGGGGAAACGUGGAUGCUGCAUAUAAAGCCCUUAAUAGAGUCUUAUCGCUGGAUGGAGUCAUAGAAACGGUAAAGCGUGGACGCUACUACGAGAAGCCAUGCAGACGGAGACAGAGGGAGAACUAUGAGAACUGCAAGAGGAUCUACAACAUGGAGAUGGCGCGCAAGCUCUCGUUCGUCUCCAGGACCAAUCGACAAGAUCCGUGGUUGGGGUGUUGAUCAGCACCAAAAAUGAACAGCACAUAUAUAGAGUGGACACGACCCGAAAAUGUGUAUGAAAUGUUAUUCCUUAUCACAGUGUGGACUUUACUCACAAUCUGGAAAGAAUAUAUAACCUUCAAGCUUUUUCCAUAGCUAUUAAAUGUCUCUGUGAAUCGAUGUUGCAUUUGACUUGUUUUAAAAACAAAAAUAUGUAAUUACUUCAGUUUUAACCAUUAUGUUUUUGAGCUACAAAAAUAUAAAAAAGUGUCAUGGAACCUCUUCUUAAAAAAAAAAAAAAAAACAUUGGGAGUCUU
Molecule: messenger RNA, 635 nt
Organism: Silurus meridionalis
Lineage: Eukaryota; Metazoa; Chordata; Actinopteri; Siluriformes; Siluridae
Gene: mrps21
Product: mitochondrial ribosomal protein S21
Exons: 2
Coding region: 76-339 (87 amino acids)
Biological process (GO): translation
Cellular component (GO): ribosome
Molecular function (GO): structural constituent of ribosome
Source: RefSeq, a predicted model, not a curated record